UACUUCCGGGAGGAGGCCACGUGACUCACUAAAAAUGGCGGCGCCCAGAGAGGCUGCGUGAAAGUUGUGGGAAGUCGCCGUUUCGGGGUGCGUGAAUCAGAAGCGAGGGGGACUUGGGAGCCAUGUCGCGACUGAUCGUGAAGAACCUCCCGAAUGGGAUGAAGGAGGAGCGAUUCCGGCAGCUAUUUGCCGCCUUCGGCACGCUGACUGACUGCAGCCUCAAGUUCACCAAAGAUGGCAAGUUCCGCAAGUUCGGCUUCAUAGGUUUCAAGUCAGAGGAGGAGGCCCAGGCAGCGCUGAGCCAUUUCCACAGGAGCUUUAUUGACACGUCCCGGAUCACGGUGGAAUUCUGCAAGUCCUUUGGAGACCCAACGAAGCCCCGAGCUUGGAGCAAGCAUGCUCAGAAGCCAAACCAGCCCAAGCAGCCAUUGCAAGACUCCGUUCCAUCAGACACUAAAAAAGACAAGAAGAAGAAAAAGGUGCCCAGUGACCUGGAGAAGCUGAAGCAAGAUGCCGAGUUCCAGGAGUUCCUGUCGAUUCAUCAGAAGAGGACCCAAGUGGCCACGUGGGCAAACGAUGCUUUGGACUCCCAGCUCCCGAAAGCGAAGACCAAGCCGGCAAGUGACUAUCUGAACUUUGACUCUGACUCCGACUCAGGGCAGGAGAGUGAGGAGGAGCUGGCCCGAGAGGAACCUGAAGAGGAGCAAGGACUGCAGCCAAAGACAGCCGUGCAGAAGGAGCUGUCCGACAUGGAGUACCUGAAAUCCAAGAUGGUGCGGGCAGAGGUGUCCUCUGAGGACGAGGACGAAGAGGACAGUGAAGACGAGGCGGUGAACUGUGAGGAAGGCAGCGAGGCUGAGGAAGAGGAGGGCCUGCCUGCCCCCCCAGCCCAGCAGGAAAGUGUGAGCCGGGGAACUCUGUCUUCAAGCCAGAGGCCUCAGGAAGCUGCUGGCAAGGUAGAGAAGCCAGCCAGCCAGAAGGAACCCACCACCCCUUACACCGUGAAGCUCCGAGGAGCCCCAUUCAAUGUCACUGAGAAAAACGUCAUGGAAUUCCUGGCGCCCCUGAAGCCAGUGGCCAUUCGAAUAGUGAGAAAUGCUCACGGGAACAAAACAGGAUAUGUCUUCGUGGAUCUCAGCAGUGAAGAGGAAGUGAAAAAAGCUCUGAAGUGCAACCGAGAAUACAUGGGUGGACGCUAUAUCGAGGUGUUCAGGGAGAAGCAGGCACCUACAGCGCACGGUCCCCCAAAGAGCAGCAGCGCACCCUGGCAGGGCCGCAAGCUCGGGGAACAUGAGGAGGAGGAGGACCUGGCCGACUCAGGGAGGCUCUUUGUGCGGAACCUGUCCUACACCAGCUCUGAGGAGGACCUGGAGAAGCUGUUCUCUGCCUAUGGUCCCUUGUCAGAACUCCACUACCCCAUCGACAGCCUGACCAAGAAGCCCAAGGGCUUUGCCUUCGUCACCUUCAUGUUCCCUGAGCACGCAGUGAAGGCCUAUGCAGAGGUAGAUGGGCAGGUAUUCCAGGGCAGGAUGCUCCACGUCCUACCUUCCACCAUCAAGAAAGAAGCCACCCAAGAGGCUGACGCCCCAGGUUCCUCUUACAAGAAGAAGAAGGAAGCCAUGGACAAAGCCAACAGCUCCAGCUCUCACAACUGGAACACGCUGUUUAUGGGACCGAAUGCUGUGGCUGAUGCCAUCGCCCAGAAGUACAAUGCCACCAAGAGCCAAGUGUUUGACCAUGAGACCAAGGGCAGUGUGGCUGUGCGCGUGGCUCUCGGGGAGACCCAGCUGGUCCAGGAGGUCCGCAGCUUCCUUAUCAACAAUGGCGUCAGCCUGGACUCUUUCAGCCAGGCCGCAGCAGAGAGAAGUAAGACUGUGAUCUUGGCUAAGAACCUCCCCGCCGGUACGCUAGCAGCGGAGCUACAGGAGAUCUUCGGCCGCUUUGGCAGCUUGGGUCGCGUGCUGCUGCCUGAAGGCGGCAUCACCGCCAUUGUAGAGUUCCUGGAGCCGCUGGAGGCCCGCAAGGCCUUCAGGCACCUGGCCUAUUCUAAGUUCCACCAUGUUCCCCUGUACCUAGAGUGGGCUCCAAUUGAUGUCUUCAGCGCAGCUCCCCAGAAGAAAGAUUCCCAACCUGAGCAAUCUGCAAAGAAAGCCAAGGAGGAGCAAGACACUGGGCCAGCACCCGACCCAGAAGGUGAAAAGGCUUCUGAGGAAGGAGCAGAAGCCUCCACGGGCAAGAUGGAAGAGGAGGAAGAGGAAGAGGAGGAGGAAGAAGAAAGUGUCCCAGGAUGCACUUUGUUUAUUAAGAACCUCAACUUCAGCACCACAGAGGAGACACUGAAGGAAGUGUUUUCCAGAGUGGGAGCUGUAAAGAGCUGCAUGAUCUCCAAGAAGAAGAAUAAAGCAGGAGUGCUACUUUCAAUGGGGUUUGGGUUUGUGGAAUACAAGAAGCCGGAGCAGGCCCAGAAAGCCCUCAAGCAGCUCCAGGGUCACGUCGUCGACGGCCAUAAACUGGAAGUACGGAUCUCCGAACGAGCCACUAAGCCUGCCUUAACACCCACUCGGAAAAAACAAGCACCCAAGAAGCAGACGACCUCCAAAAUCUUGGUGCGGAAUAUCCCCUUCCAGGCCAACCAGAGGGAGAUCCGGGAGCUUUUCAGCACCUUCGGGGAACUGAAGACUGUGCGUCUGCCAAAGAAGAUGGCGGGGACAGGUGCACACAGGGGCUUCGGUUUUGUGGACUUCGUCACCAAGCAGGAUGCAAAGAAAGCCUUCAAUGCUCUGUGUCACAGCACGCACUUGUACGGCCGGAGGCUGGUUCUGGAAUGGGCAGACUCGGAGGUGACCCUGCAGUCCCUACGGAGGAAGACAGCCAGGCAUUUCCAAGAGCCCCCAAAGAAAAAGCGGUCUGCGGUGUUGGAUGGGAUCCUGGAGCAGCUGGAAGACGGGGACGAUGACGACAGUGAACAAGCUCUUCAGCUGUGAGCUGGCACCACCAAGGUGUGUGGCUCUGGGCCCCUGGGGCCAGCAGGGCGUGACAGGAGCUCUUCAUAGGUCAGGGCCAAAGGACACAAAAGCUUGUGGCAAGUACUUGGAUGUGAGAACAUAUUUUCUGCAGGCUCCCCACCGGUGGGUGACGUGUUCAGCAACCGCUGACUGAGCACCUGCUCUGGAUAACGCAUGUGAGGUGGCUCCUUACAGAGCCUCAGACUCUGCGAUAGGUGGCAGCUUGCGCAGCCAGUGUAGGGCCAGUGGCAGGAAUGAGCUGCUGUCUGCGUGGGACCCACAGCUCAGCCCUGUUCACCAGCCGCCCGGGCCCCCCCUCAGCCAGCCUCCUACAGCCCUGUCUCCCCCUCUACAGAACUGCUGGCCAAAGGAGGGAGCUGGGGACUCUACCUCAUCACCUGGGGCCCUUCACGGUCCUCCUGAAGCAUGCAUUCCAAGCCCUGAUGCCAGGUUCGCAGGCUGAACUUUGCGAGCUCCACCAGGCCUGCAGCUCAAGGUGGAGGCACUGGGAGUCCCACGCCCCGGGCCAGCGGCCUCAAAAGCUCAUCUUUGGCUGGGUACCCUAGCACAGCCUCUUCAUGAAUGCUGGUACACCAACAGCCUGAGGUUGGUGAUGAUGUCGAGCAGGGAACAGGGGCCACAGCCCUUCCACCACUGCCCAGCACCAGCAGCACCACUCCAAGCGUGCAGCUUAAGACCCACAUCACUUGGAGUUCAGGGAGUAUCCGUUCAGUGCCGGUGACUGGCAUGGCUGCCUCAGCCAGCCACACCAACUUCAACCAUCCCAGCAGGAAGACCUGAGAAGACCUACUCGCACUUCUGAGCUGUUGUCACCACAGGCUAGAGGUGCGCUGGACAGGACUCUGAGCUCCAGGCCUUCCGACUCUGUGUGAGGAGCUCGGCCUGUGCAAUUUUGUAGAGAUGAGGUCCUAUUUUUCAGAGUGGCCUGGACCCCAGGCCAAGCUACCGAAGCUAGGAGCGUACCCUGUGGUGGGACAGGUACUUUGUUCCAGUCCAAGGGUGCUGAGAAUUAAGCAAUAAACCUAGAAUGACAGAA
Meriones unguiculatus (Mongolian gerbil) is the source of this 4062-nucleotide messenger RNA. It is a transcript of the gene Rbm19, whose product is annotated as RNA binding motif protein 19. The record is from RefSeq and is a predicted model, not a curated record. Gene Ontology annotation, molecular function: RNA binding. The coding region runs from base 123 to 2984 and encodes 953 amino acids. Lineage: Eukaryota; Metazoa; Chordata; Mammalia; Rodentia; Muridae. The transcript has 24 exons.